AUGUCUAACCAAAAAUCUAAUAAAACUCUCAUCUACGAAACUCUAAAAACAUUGAGCCGCCCCGGAAAAGUUACUCCUCUAAACGAAAGCAGAAGCACAGACUUCUUUGCUCAAGACUACGAAGAUGAUAGAGAAAUCUAUGCACCGGAAACCUUUAUGAAAUUUUUUGGCGACUUCUUCUCAGGAGAAGAUCUCGAGGAAACUAUUCAGCGUCUUCAAAAAGAGACUGACUCAUCCUCAUCAUCGUCUUCAAGUGGGUCGGAUGAUGAAGAGCAAGUGGAAAAGAUCGAAGUCAAAAGAAAAAUUUUGAAUGUUUUUAAAAAAAUGGUUAAACGUUCAUGA
This is a messenger RNA of Ambispora leptoticha, 342 nucleotides long. The record is from the annotation of a GenBank genome assembly. Lineage: Eukaryota; Fungi; Glomeromycota; Glomeromycetes; Archaeosporales; Ambisporaceae.